Messenger RNA from Ictalurus furcatus (blue catfish), 5377 nucleotides. RefSeq names its product neogenin 1a (gene neo1a). Bases 586 to 4917 code for a protein of 1443 amino acids. The record is from RefSeq and is a predicted model, not a curated record. Gene Ontology annotation, biological process: cell-cell adhesion. Gene Ontology annotation, cellular component: membrane. Lineage: Eukaryota; Metazoa; Chordata; Actinopteri; Siluriformes; Ictaluridae. Gene Ontology annotation, molecular function: protein binding. The transcript has 28 exons.
UUUAUCCAGUAGUGUGAGUUAGUUGAUGUUACACGCGGUGCUCUUUCCGCAGUUUAUAGCUCUCCACGUCAAUCCAUGUUCCGGGUUUAAAACUCCGGUUCAUGGUUUCCGGGAAUCCGAGCUGAAUUCUGCCCUUUCCACGCCGCUGUUGCGCUCUUCUACCCAGCCGGGGCAUUUUGCUCAGAUUGCUCUCGGGGAAAAAACCACAACACACAGAGUCAGAGUUUCUAAUCGUGUUUCUUUUCGGAUCCUCUGCUUUGUGUUCUCGCUGAGCUCCGUGUUUCGUCCCCGCGGUUCUGCGCAGUGAACCGCUCCGCCGCCGGUAUGGAUUGAUGUGAUUUUUUUUUCUCCGCCUCGCCAAGUUUUCUCUUCGGCCGCCAGCUCCAUGUUUCUCAGGGCGACUUUUCCGAAGUGACCGGCUCGCGGAUGGUUUCGGAGGCGCGCGCAGGGUGAAAACUGUGUGAUCGGGAGAGGGAGAGGGUCGGGGCCGGAUUUUCUAGCACGGACUCCGUGGACUUUUGCUGUUUGUUGGAGACGAAACUAACAUAUUUUUUGUUUUGUUUUGUUUUGUUUGAGCUGAAAGUGAUGGCGGAGCGGGGAGCGCGCGUGCUCCUCUCUCUCCUCUGCCUCACCUCUGCGUGCUCGCUCGCGCCUGCACGCGCUCAGAAAGGCUCCGUCAAGAGGCACUUCAGUCCUUUGUGGUUCUCCGUGGAACCCUCGGAUACGUUGGCGGUGAGGGGGUCCCCUGCGUUACUCAACUGCUCUGUCUACAGCGAGCUCCCUGUCAAGGUGCACUGGAAGAAAGAUGGCGUCUUGCUCAACCCGGACGAUCGCAGGCAGGUCCUGCCCGACGGCUCGCUGCUCAUCGGCUCCGUCAUGCACUCCAAACACAACAAACCCGACGAGGGCGUCUAUCAGUGCGUGGCUACCAUCGAGAACCUGGGCAUGAUCAGCAGCCGCACCGCCAGACUCAACGUAGCAGGUACACCUCGUUUCUCCGGGCAGCCCGAGGCGUCGUCUGUGCGUCUCGGGGAGAGCCAGGUGCUCAGCUGUGAGGUCAAUACGGACUUGGUGAGCUUUAUUCGCUGGGAGCACGAUAAGGAGCCGGUGCCAUUGGACCAGAGAGUGUACACGUUACCCAGCGGCGCUCUGGUCAUCAGCAACGCCACAGGGGUGGACGCAGGUCUGUACCGGUGUGUGCUGGAAAAUGCAGGACCUACGAAGAACAGCGACGAGGCUGAGCUCCAGAUCCUACCUGAAACAUGGGAGGUGCGCAAGCUGGAGUUCCUCAGGCAGCCAGGCUCCGUGUCCAGGGUGGUGGGAGAGAGCGUAUUGCUCCCCUGUGUGGUGAGCGGAUUCCCUGCAGCCUACGUUCGCUGGAUGCAAGACGAUAGAGUCAUCGAUGACAGUGACAGCCGCUUUGAGCUGCUCGGCGGGGGCAGUCUACAGAUCUUUAACCUGACGGAAGAGGAUGGUGGGAUAUACAGUUGCCUGGCGGAUAAUGCAAACGACUCCAUUGAAGCUCGGGCUGAGCUCACGAUUCAAGUUCCUCCACAGUUUCUGAAGAGACCGACCAACACUUACGCUCACGAGGCUACGGACAUAUUGUUUGAAUGCGAGGCGACUGGAUCCCCUGCCCCCACCAUCAAAUGGGUUAAAAACGGGGACGCCGUGGUUCCCAGCGACUAUUUCAGAAUCCUGAAAGAGCAGAAUCUGCAGGUGCAGGGCCUGGUGAAGACAGAUGAGGGGUUUUAUCAAUGUCUAGCCGAGAACGAAGUGGGCAACAUACAGGCCAGCGCUCAACUCAUCAUUCUAGACCAAGCCACCCCUUCUCCCUCACCCACACUGAUCCGUGCCACUGCUGACCGUGUAACACCAGGCUCAGGAGGAAGCUCCGGCUCCGACCCCGCCCCCGUCCCUGGUCCCGUGCCCUCGGCCCCCCGUGACGUAGUGGCGUCCCUGGUGUCCACCCGCUUCAUCAAGCUGACCUGGCGCCUGCCACUCGAGCCACACGGCGACGACAUCACUUACUCCGUCUACUACGGUCUGGAGAGCACCAAAAGGGAGAGGACGGUGAACACCAGCCGGCCGGGCGAAAUGCAGGUCACCAUCCAGAACCUCAAGCCAGACACCAAGUACACCUUUCGAGUGGUGGCGUACAAUAAGCACGGCCGUGGAGAGAGCUCAGUGCCCCUGAAGGUCGCCACCCAGCCAGAAGUUCAAGUACCAGGACCCGCUCCCAACUUCCAAGCCGUGGUCCAGACCUCCUCUUCAGUCAGCCUGAGCUGGGACAAACCCCUGACCGGCAACGGCGACAUCCAGAACUAUAAAGUAUACUACAUGGAGAAAAGCCUGGGCAAUGAGAAGGACAUUGAGGUUAGUGGACUGUCCUACACCAUGUCUGGGCUGAAGAAGUUCACAGAGUACAACUUCCGAGUCGUGGCCCACAACAAGCACGGACCUGGAGUCUCUACAGAAGAUGUGUCAGCGCGGACUUACUCAGAUGUCCCCAGUGCGGCACCCCAGAACAUGACUGUGGAGGUGCUAAACUCAAAGAGCCUCAUGGUGCGAUGGCAGCCCCCUCCAGCUGACGCUCAGAACGGAGAGAUCAUAGACUACAAGAUUCGCUACAAGAAAGGCACGAGGAAGAGUGAACCUUUGGAGAUCACCACAGGAAACCAGCUCAGCAAGCUCAUAGAUGGGUUGCAGCGUGGCACAGAGUACUCUGUGCGCGUGUCAGCCAUAACUGUGAACGGCUCAGGCCCCGCGACAGACUGGACCACCGCUGAGACCUUCGAGAGCGAUUUGGACGAGACCCGCGUCCCCGAUGUGCCUGGUUCUUUACAUGUCCGGCCGCUGGUGAACAGCAUCGUGGUGAGCUGGUCUCCACCAGAGAACCAGGACAUUGUGGUUAGAGGUUACAUCAUAGGCUAUGGAAUCGGGAACCCUCAUAGCCAAACGAUCAAAGUUGACUACAAACAAAGAUAUUACAACAUCGAGAACCUUGAUCCCAGCUCGCACUACGUGAUCACGCUGAAGGCUUACAACAACGUAGGUGAGGGCAUCCCGGUGUACGAGAGUGCCCUCACGCGACCCCAGACAGACCCCAUAGACCCUGAUGUUGAUUUGUACGAACUUUUCCAUCCUCCAUACACUCCAGUACCAGACCCCAUUCCCAUGAUGCCUCCCGUGGGUGUUCAGGCUUCGGUUCUGAGCCACGACACCAUCAAAGUCACAUGGGCUGACAACUCGCUGCCCAAGAACCAGAAAAUCACAGAUGCACGCUACUACACAGUGCGCUGGAAGACCAACAUACCAGCAAACACCAAAUUUAAGACGGCCAACACUACCAACCUGAGUCACAUGGUGACGGGUCUGAAGCCCAACACUCUGUACGAGUUCUCCGUCAUGGUCACUAAAGGCAGGAAAACUAGCACGUGGAGCAUGACGGCUCAUGGGACGACGUUAGAAGCCACGCCGAGUUCUGCCCCCAAAGACGUGACUGUGGUGAGUAAAGAGGGUCGUCCACGCACCAUCAUAGUCAACUGGCAGCCUCCUUCCGAAGCCAACGGCAAAAUUACAGGCUACAUCAUCUACUACAGCACUGACGUCAAUGCUGAGGUACACGACUGGGUGAUUGAGCCGGUGGUGGGGAACCGACUCACCCAUCAGAUCCAGGAGUUGACCCUUGACACAACAUACUACUUUAAAAUCCAGGCUCGCAACUCCAAGGGCAUGGGGCCCAUGUCCGACGCAGUCCAGUUCCGCACGCUUAAAGCUUCUGGGAUCCCCGGGAAACCAGGCCGAACAGCUACACUAGACCCUGGUAUUGGGAAAUCAGGGAUGCCUGGUAGCGAAAACCACAUCCUGGUGAUCGUCAUCAUCGUGUCCGUGGGAGGCUUCAUCAUCAUCGCGUUGGUCGUGGGAGCCUUAUUGUGCUCGCGCCGCUCCAACUCCCAGCAGAAAAAGAAACGGGCAGCCUGCAAGUCCACCAACGGCUCACACAAGUACAAAGGCAACUCUAAAGACCUCAAACCACCUGAUCUUUGGAUCCACCACGAGCGCUUGGAGCUCAAACCUAUCGAUAAGUCACCUGAGCCCAAUCCGGUCAUGACGGACACCCCGAUCCCACGUUCCUCCCAGGACAUCACUCCUGUAGAUACCACCAUGGACCCGAUCCUCCAGAGACGGAAUUCGUACCGUGGCCAUGAGUCAGAGGACAGCAUGUCUACACUGGCAGGUCGUCGGGGAAUGAGGCCUAAAAUGAUGAUGCCCUUUGAUGCUCAGCCCCCUCAGCCCGUGAUUAGUGCUCACCCCAUCCAUUCCCUUGAUAACCAUCACCACCAUUAUCACCUGGGCAGCCUGGCCUCCCCGACCCACAACUAUCUGCAACACGCGAGCAGCCCGCGGCCCCUCACCACCUCCAUCUCUUAUCUAGACAGGGCCGAGUCGCCAGAAUCGGUGAGAAACACUCCCACUACAGACCUGCUGCCUGCUUCAGCUCAGCCCUCCUGCUCCAUCGAUCACUCGGAGACCGACGUCAGUUAUCACGGCUCAGCUACCGAGGACGAGCCCAGCUACAACCCCCCAACAGCACACGUACGCCCCACACACCCUCUCAAGAGCUUCGCCGUGCCCUCGGUGCCCGCCCACGGCUCCGCCUACGAGGGAGUUGCUCUGCCCAGCACACCCCUGCUCUCUCAGACAGGUCCUCACUCGGUCAAGACCGCUUCCAUCGGGACGCUGGGUAGGACGAGGACGCCGAUGCCAGUAAUCGUACCCAACGCACCGGACGUCCCAGACAGCAGCAGAAUGCUGGAGGAAUGCGAGAGCAAGUACGAGACGGACGAGCUGUCGGAGGAGAUGGCCCACCUGGAGGGCUUAAUGAAGGACCUAAACGCCAUCACGACGGCCUGAGCACAAUGCCUACACCCUAACACACACACACAAUCAUAUACACACACACACACACACACACACACACGCACGCACUCUCUUACAAACACACGCUUACUUUUAUCCACAGCCUGCCACGGCAUGGACACGAGUUCUCAGUCCUUUACAGAACCGAAUGAGAGAAAUUGAACAUUUUGGCUUGCCUUGCUAACUCUCAGGAAGGAAAUGGCCGUCUGUUAAAGGAGUGAAAGACAUUUUAGGUACCGAUUCCUUCAGGAACGUUUCGCGUUUUUUUGUGCUUCGGAAACGCUGUUUGUUACGAAUUUAAAAAAAAGAAAAGGAAAAAAACACAAAAAACAAAGGAAGAUUACAAUAUGCUGGUGUUCGUGCUGGUGCUCAAGGCACAAUUUACAGUGUUUCAUUUGUGCGUUUUUGUAUCUCUCGAUCUCUCUCUCUCUGUCUGUCUCUCUAUAUCUCUCUC